Messenger RNA from [Torrubiella] hemipterigena, 750 nucleotides. The record is from the annotation of a GenBank genome assembly. Lineage: Eukaryota; Fungi; Ascomycota; Sordariomycetes; Hypocreales; Clavicipitaceae.
AUGUAUUCGUCACUCAUCGCAGUCGUUGCCCUCGUCUCGCCGGCCAUGGCCCUGUGGCCGCAGCCGCUGUCUGUUGAGACCGGUCAAGGCACCCUUGGGUCAAGCCAGAUAUCCAAGUUUCGUACAAUUUGGGCACUUACGACGACAACUGCCAAUCGAUCGUCAAAGGCGGUGUUGCCCGCGACUUGGAUGCCAUCUUCAAGGAGCCCAUGUUCCCCUGGAUGCUCUUUGACGUGGCCAGGUACAAAAGCUAAGAUUACCUCCAAGUCCUCCUUCGGUACUCUGCAUGCCGUCAAGACCUUUGCUCAGCUUUUCUACGCGCAUUCCUCCGACGCUUCGGGUGUUUACAACAAGCUGGCCCCCGUCAAGAUUGCCGACAAGCCCAAGUUCAGCCACCGCGGCGUCAACCUCGAUGUGGCCCGCAACUUCUUCCCUAUCAAGGAUCUGGAGUGCACCAUUGAUGCGCUGUCCAUGAACAAGUUCAACGUCCUCCAUCUGCACAUGACUGACUCUCAGUCCUGGCCUAUUGAGAUUCCCGCCCUGCCACAGCUUGCGCAAAACGGCGCUUACGCCCCUAACCAUAUCUACUUCAGCAACGACAUUCAGCACAUUCAGCAGUACGGCCUCUCCCGCGGUGUUGCCGUGUACAUAGGGUCUGCACUAGCAAAUCUUGCCUGGGCGAUGUUGGCUGGAGGCAAGCAGAUCAGUCUACAAUAUGCAAUGCCAAACCACAACCAAAAAAUUAAAUGA